Messenger RNA from Hevea brasiliensis (rubber tree), 2600 nucleotides. Its product is annotated as probable receptor-like protein kinase At1g11050. Gene Ontology annotation, biological process: protein phosphorylation. The transcript has 2 exons. NCBI's taxonomy places the organism in Eukaryota, Viridiplantae, Streptophyta, Magnoliopsida, Malpighiales, Euphorbiaceae. Bases 207 to 2174 code for a protein of 655 amino acids. Gene Ontology annotation, molecular function: ATP binding; protein kinase activity. The record is from RefSeq and is a predicted model, not a curated record.
AGAAAGAGUUUGACCAAAGCAGGAUUAUCAUUUCCCAUCAUUUCACAAGCUCCAAUAUGAGCAUUCAACCCAAAAGUGCCUCUUUUCCGGUCUAGAUGAUUCCCUUCUCUAACUUGCACAUAUUGCAAACCAGAAUUCAGAAUCCUGAACCCAGAAUCCAUUAGCCAGUACAUAAGCCAACCAAAAUCUCGAGUCUAAGCAUAGAAAUGGGCAAACUUGAUUUACUUCUCUUGUUUCUCUUUCUUUUUGCUAUUAUCUCCCCUGCCCAUGGAGCAGCUAUCACUUCUCGUCCUCUUUCCCAAAAUAAUUUGUCAUCCCAAUGUCCCAUGGACCUUAAUUAUGUCUUGAGAAUCCCAUGGAACAAAUCUUCUUGCCAAAAUUACCAGCCAUCCAAAAAUAACACUGCCAAUCUCCAAAAUGACAUGACCAAUAAGGAUCCAUGUUGCACCAACCUUCUUCACCUCUUUGGGGUAGGCCUUGCUCAGCAUCUCAAUGAAACCUCUCUCUUUCAGCUUCCCAGCUUAAACACCUCUGUUUCUUGUCUUCAAGAUUAUCAAACAAAGCUCAGCUCUCUUUCUUUUCCUGAUGAUAUUGUGUCUCGCUGUUUUGAUCCUAUGGAGUUUGUCUUAACUCCUAAUUUAUGUGCCCAUGUGCAGACUGCUCGGGAUUGGGUUGCUAAAUUGGGUAAUUCAACUGUGCUUGACUCGGAUUGCAGGCCUGAUCUUGUUGAUCUUACAUCUUGCAGUGCAUGUGUGGCAGCUGGGUUUAAAGUCCAAUCUGACUUGAUAUUAAUUGAUGGUAAUAAAUCUCAUGCUACAGAUUGUUUUUACUUUACAGUUCUUUAUGCUGCUGGUAUUGUCAAUGAGUUUGGUCCCGAAAGUGAUGGUGCUGUGACAUGUAUAUUUGGGUUGGACUUGGUAUCUAAUACGGAUUCAUCUAAUAAAGGUCACUCUGCUCUUGUUUUUGGCUUGACUGGUGCUGGUGUUGCUAUUUUGGUCAUGUCCAGUUUGUUAGGAUUAUAUUUUUGGUAUGAUGAGAAACGGAGGAAGAAAAAUAAUUCUAGUUUUCCCUCUGAUUUGGAGGAACAAGGGUCUAGGCCAAGACUGAGGCCUAAUACUGGAUCAACUUGGUUCAAGAUUCAUGAUCUUGAGAAAGCAACAGAAAACUUUUCACAGAAGAAUUUUAUUGGUAGAGGAGGGUUUGGUUUGGUUUACAAGGGAAUUUUGUCUGAUGGGACAACGGUAGCUGUUAAGAGGAUUAUAGAAUCUGAUAUUCAAGGUAAUGCAGAAUUUUGCAAUGAAGUUGAGAUUAUUAGUAAUUUGAGGCACCGGAAUUUGGUGUCUCUUAGAGGAUGUUGUGUAGUUGAAGACGAAAAUUAUACUGAGCAAGGGUGUCAAAGGUAUCUUGUUUAUGAUUACAUGCCCAACGGGAAUCUUGAUGAUCAUCUGUUUCCAGCAUUUGAUGAUCAAACGGGGAAGAAACUCUUGACGUGGCCUCAAAGGAAGAGCAUAAUUUUGGAUGUGGCAAAGGGAUUAGCUUAUUUGCACUAUGGAGUGAAGCCUGCAAUAUAUCAUAGAGAUAUCAAGGCAACAAAUAUAUUGUUAGAUGCUGAUAUGAGAGCAAGAGUGGCUGAUUUUGGGUUGGCAAAGCAGAGUAGGGAAGGUCAGUCUCAUCUCACCACAAGAGUGGCCGGAACUCAUGGAUACUUGGCUCCUGAAUACGCUCUUUAUGGGCAACUGACUGAGAAAAGUGAUGUUUAUAGCUUUGGGAUUGUUGUUUUGGAGAUAAUGUGUGGGAGAAAAGCUCUUGAUUUGUCUUCAUCAGGGUCGCCACGAGCUUUUUUGAUCACUGAUUGGGUUUGGUCAUUGAUGAAAGCUGGAAAAGUAGAAGAUGCCUUGGAUGUUUCUUUGCUGAGAGAUGGGGAGUUUUCAAAUUCGAAUCCAAGGGCCAUAAUGGAGAGGUUUGUGCUUGUUGGGAUUUUGUGUGCCCAUGUGAUGGUGGCCUUAAGGCCUACUAUAUCGGACGCUCUGAAAAUGUUGGAAGGAGACAUUGAAGUUCCGCCUGUUCCUGAUCGGCCGAUGCCUCUUAGCCAUCCUUCAUCUUUUGGUGAUGGCUUCACCAUCUCCCCAGCACUGAGUUUUCCACAAUUGAAUAGUGGAGACAUGCUCAGUUAGCAUGUGAUUCAUGUCCAAGGACCUCAAGUUAAGGGCGCUAGUGUCUGAGCCUGCUAAUUUCUGACAGUAUGUAUCAUAAACAUGGAUGCUUUAUGUUCUGAUACAUCAAAAAUGGCUUAUGUGACUUAUUAGUGUAAUUGAAGCUUUGAAUUUUUACUACCAAUCCAGGGAUGCAUUGAGUAAAGUUUGAACAUCGAGAAAAUAGAUGCAAAAGGACAAUUGGGAAUCAACAACUGCCUUGUAAUUGAAGAUUUUUUUUUUUCUUUUUGAAUUUUUAUCUUUGCUUAGGAUGUUGUUACCCAAAAAUAGGACCAUGUAUAGAAUCUCUCUGUAGAAAGAAAAUUCAUAGGAAAUCACUAUGUAAUUUUCAAUAUUUCAUAUACUCUUUAUGCAUUAAAAUGUAAAAAUUUUCCCUGUUUUUCUCUU